This is a messenger RNA of Venturia canescens, 4187 nucleotides long. RefSeq names its product tonsoku-like protein. The coding region runs from base 292 to 4161 and encodes 1289 amino acids. Lineage: Eukaryota; Metazoa; Arthropoda; Insecta; Hymenoptera; Ichneumonidae. Gene Ontology annotation, cellular component: nuclear replication fork. The transcript is spliced from 6 exons. Gene Ontology annotation, molecular function: protein binding. The record is from RefSeq and is a predicted model, not a curated record. Gene Ontology annotation, biological process: double-strand break repair via homologous recombination; replication fork processing.
ACCCCAAAUAUCGUUUGAAUUCGUAUACUCUCGGAGCUCUCGGAUAUCAUAUCCGCUCUCUCAUAUGAUUUCAAUGAUCAUCAUCAUUGAAAUCUAUUUGGCGCCAAACUAGCCAAACAGAGACAAAAAGCGAACGGUCCAAAAAUUUGACACUCGGCACAUCUGUUUUCCAUGUGCAUUUCAAGAAUUGUUAAUUUUCGUGGAGUUAUACUCAAAUAUAUCGUGAAGUUAUUCGUGAGAGAAGUGUUUGUUCUGUAAAUAUCGUGAGCAUUCGUUGAGGAUAUUGGCACAAUGGACGAGGACAGGCUAGUCAAGCGAAAGCAAAAAGCUAAGCGAGAUGGUAACAUGGUACAACUUUCUCAAAUCUCCAAAGAAUUGGGUGACAUGUACUUCGAAACUGGACGUUUAAAGGACGCUCUUCUGGAAUACAACGACCAAUUGAAUGCGUGUGAGGUUUUAAAUGAAAAACUCAAUUGCGCUAUUGCACACAGAAUGAUCGGAGAAGUUCAUGCAAGCCUUGGUGAUUACGACGAAGCGCUCGUCCACCAAAUGCUUCAUUUGGAAGGAGCAAAAGAGGCUGAGAAUUUACUGGAACAGCAAAGGGCCCUUGCGACUCUUGGUAGAACUCACUUUUGUAAAGCACAAGCCUUUCCCGAAGGAACAACUGAAAGGAAAGAAGCUUGUGCUGCUGCCAAGAAAGCUUACUCUAAAAGUUUAAGGCUGUGUAAUGAUUUGGAGAACAUGGACAUAGGAUUGGCCGAAAUGAUGACAAUGAGGGCGAGACUUUUACUCAAUCUCGGCCUGGUUUUGGAGGAACAACAAGAAUUUUUGCAAGCAGUCGAGUUGAUCGAGAAAGCAGCUGAAUUAUUUAAAAAACACAAAGUUGUUGAAGAUUUGCACAGAACGCACAUAGCACUGGGUGCUCUUCACGAACGUCAAAAAAACUUCAGUUUGGCACUGCGACACAUUGACCAAGCCAUCAACAUCGACGACUCGUCUUUGAAAGCUGUUGGUCAAUUGACCAAAGCCGAGUUAUUGUUGCGUAUUGGGGACUGGUCCGAAGCACGUCGAAUUUUGGUUGUCUUGUAUUUGUCGAAAAACGUCUCGGGAACGACGUCUCAACAAAUUCAGAGAUUACUUCGAAUUGUGGUAACCAUAUGCCGUGCCGAAGAAAAUCUAGAAGUGGAAUUGGACCGUUCAACGCGUCAGAAGCUUUACGAAACUUUGGGAGACGCAUCGGCGGCAGUUCGUUCAUACGAAAAGGCGUUGGAGUACUAUAAAGAAAUGUUGAUUUGCGCAGAGCAGGAGGACGAUUCGAGCGAACAAAUAUCGGCAGCAUUAGUAAGUUUAGUGCAAACUUACAGAGACGUGGAACGCUACAGCGAAGCGAUACCGUUCGCGCGUCGAGAAUUGGCUCUUUGUACGGAACCCUCGGAGAUUUGUCGUUCAGCGUUAAAUCUCGCAGACCUUCUGUAUUUGACGCGAGGAUCGAACAACGAAAUAAUGGAAAUGUACAAUUUGGCGAUGAUUAACGCUCGAAAAUGUUCAAACAAGCGAUUGGAAGCUUCGGUAUUGAACGAUACGAUUGUUUAUCUCGAGGAAACUCAUCAAUUCGAUGCAGCAGAAGAGUUUAAAAAUAAACUGAACGAUUUGGGUGCCGCGGUGGUCGAGGACACGGCGAGCAGUGAAAAUGAGUCGGAAUGCGCGAAAAUCGGGGACGAUAUUUGCCUGGAGGAUUUGUCGGACGUUGAAAUGGAAAUGCGCAAAAGGGACGAGAGCUCGAAACGGCAUUCGAAACGCAACUCAACGAAGCGUUCGUCUCACGUAAUAAAAAGAAACGCAAAGGGAGAAACGAAACUGCACGUCGCUUGUAUAGCUGGAAAUAUCGAGGAAGUUACGAAACUUUUGGAAUUGAAUCAUCCGACGGAGGUUCGAGAUCAUUGCGGAUGGACGCCGCUCCAUGAGGCGGCGAAUCAUGGGCACGUUGAAAUAGCUGAACUUCUUAUUAAAUCCGGAGCCAACGUAGAUGAUCCCGGUGGUCCGAUGUGCGGGGGCGUAACGCCUUUGCACGACGCCGCUUCCUGUGGCCAUUUUUCCAUGAUGUUUUUACUGAUGAAAAGCGGUGCCAAUCUCCGAGCUAAGACGCGAGACGGUGAGACGAUUCUCGAUUGCCUCGAGGCAUGGAAACGUCGCUCCGAAGAUUUGUCCCCGAGCGAGCAGCUCGAAUACGACAAUUUGCACUCGAAACUCUCCGCGGUUUUGCCACAAAGCACCAAAAAAUCACCGUUCUCAGGAAGACGAAACACCCUCGAAGACCUGACGGACAAAGAUGAAACUCUGAGCGAGGAUUACGUGCCCGAAAGGAUUUCCGCCGGUGAAGAUUAUCGUCGAACUAUCGAGAACGUGAAAAAUCGCUUCAGACCCAACAGCACGGAAACUAGGCGAUUUUCAUUGGUCGCAGAAAAAAUUCCUUCACCUCUGGUCGACAGCGAAGAAAUGAUAGAUGAUUGGCUCGAGGACGAUCUAAAUUGUACAGUAAAAGAAAAAACUCUUGUUGAUGAACGAUCUUCUUCGGGCAGUAACAAAAGAAAGUCUUUCAACGAAACACCAGAAAAUGACAAAACCAUUAAACGCCCAAGGACGAGCGCAGCCCCUGAAAAUUUGGAGAAUAACGAUGUUAUCAUCAACGAGAAUAGCUGCGAUAGCAACAACAGUGAUUCCUCCGACGUCAUUUUUUUUCCUCGUCAAACCGACAAGAUAAAGAAAAAAAAAUCGAUACAACUGUCGCUUUUGAAGGCUGGCUUCUCCAGGGACGCGGCUCCCUCGCGAACGCCUUCGCCCCUUUUCAAUUACAAUCCUGAAAAUAGUAAUCACUACAACAGACUAAACGAAUCCAUCAGUGAAAUUGUCAAAUUAUUUAUUCGCAUCGAAGAUAAAAUGAUCAAUUUGAAACUGAGGUUUCCUGAACAACGUGAAACCACCGUCGAAUGUCUCACCAAUGAUAUCGUGCAGAAAUUCGAAGAUGAAACUGGAUGCAGAGUCAAAAUUACUCUCACGACUAUGAGCGGCGAAAUUUUGUUGCGAGAAAAUAGCCUGAAAAAUGUUAGACCCAUCGAUGGUGUCCUACGAUUAGUCGCAGAUAUUGUUGAAACUGAAAUACCUCCAAGCGUCGAUAGAUUUGGAAAAAUUUGCAAAAGUCAUCAAAUUCAAACGAGGGAUGCUGUACUGAAGUGUUUGAAAAUAAGUGAAAACACGUCAACAUUUCGUGUGAAACCUGGACAAAUAAUGGACAGAGAGAUGAUCCCAUUGCUGAAAUGUCUGGAGUAUCAAGAGAAACUGCAAAUUCUUCAAUUGUCCGGGGGCUCGUUGUACGACAGUGGUAAAAUAUUGAACAACGCGUUGAAACGAUUGUCAACGUUGCAAGAAUUACAUUUGCAAGGUUGCGACAUGGAUGAAAAUUGUUUCAAUUGUUUGGAGAGAUUGCCAACGCAGUUGCGAAUUCUGGAUCUAAGUUAUAAUCCAUUGGGGCCGCGGUGCGAGGAAAAGCUGAGCGAACUUCUGUCCCACAAUCGUCAUUUGCAAACUUUAAAUUUGCGUUAUUGCAAAUUAACGAAAUUCGCAACCCCGGAGGAGUGGUCGAGUUUGGUGAAUUUGGAUUUGUCCUCAAAUCCAUUGGAGGUAAACGUGACUAGGCAUUUUCUACGACGCCAAAUGUUGAGUCUUAAUCUUUCGAGCACUUGUGAGAAAGCGAAGCCUUCGAUCGCCCGUGAAAUUCUCGAUGGUUCAACGGCGUCUUUGCGAACUCUGGAAAGCCUCGAAUUGGCUUGUUGUGAUCUGACCGACGAAGACGUCGAAGAAAUUAUCUCGAAAACUGCAAAUUUGUCGAAAUUCGUUGUAAGCGGUAACACCAAGUUGACGAAAAAAGCGGUUGAGUUUUUGCUGGCAAGAAAACCGUCUCUCACUCACAUCGACGCAAGUGGAUGUCGAAAAAUUGUUGAUGCUCCGUCAAGUUGUGCUCACAUUGAAAAUCCUCGGAUUUGUACUUUGAGGGCGAGCAUUUCGGAAGACGUGGAAAAAUAUUGGCUGAGGCUGUGGCGGGGUAAUGCCAAUUUACGAAAAUUACCUCAUAAUAUUAUCACCUUUGAGCCAACCGUCCAUUGAAACGAAUUUUUUCGAUAGACAAAAAC